Molecule: messenger RNA, 3731 nt
Organism: Populus euphratica (Euphrates poplar)
Lineage: Eukaryota; Viridiplantae; Streptophyta; Magnoliopsida; Malpighiales; Salicaceae
Product: BTB/POZ domain-containing protein
Exons: 7
Coding region: 288-3422 (1044 amino acids)
Molecular function (GO): protein binding
Source: RefSeq, a predicted model, not a curated record
ACUGAUCAAAAGUAAAAUAAAUUAGAAAAAAAAAAAGAAGCUAUUUUUGAGGAGACUUGUAGGAGAAGAAAAAAGAUAAAAAAGGACAGAGUGGUGACGACUUACGCGAAGCAAGUUGCGGCGGUGGUCGGUGUUUUCUGCCGGCUAACUAUGAGUAUGACAUUGCAUUGCAGCAAGCAGCUAAAUCAUCAUUAAAAACAAAAAGAAAACCCACAAAUUCACUGUAAUUUAUUUAUCUAUUUAUUCUCUCUAAAUUUUACAUCUUUGUUUUCAAAAACAAAAACAAAAUGAGAUCUUCAAAACAAGCAGCGGCGGCGACAGAGAACAACAGAGGCAUAAGCGGUCAUAUGUUCACACUCCAUCAACGUCUCUAUCAUGCUCUCAACCUCGGUACCAGAUAUUCUGAAGGAAAAGAGAGGAAAUGGAAGUGUACAGAUAUUGAAAUCCAACGGCAUGUCGUCCGUUCCAUUUCUUCCUUCAUUGAGUCUGCCUCGCCAGACACUUUACAUCAUCCUCUUGUUAAGGAUUCUGUGGCCGAUAUAGUUUGGGCAUUGGUAUGGAUUCUUCAGCAUAAAAGUGAGGCUGUUUUGAGUAUAGCAGCAAACGUGGUUGUAAAGUUGAUCCGCAUUAUACCCAAUUCAAUACUGCAACCGUAUUCAUUGUAUCUGGUUCAUCCUUUAGCAUCUGUGCUAUCUUCCUGUCGAAUGGAAGUCUCAAUUGCUUGUGCCACUGCUUUGAAUAUGAUUCUCUCAAAUCUGAGUGCAACCAGGGAGAAAAUUGUUUGGGAGAUUCUGAGUGAAACAAAAACUGUUUUCCUUAUUGUUAGAGGUAUACGGGAAUUUUCUGGUGGUCCUAUGUCUACUGAAUAUUUUCAAGAGAUGGCUUCUCUUUUGAGUACAAUACUGCAAAAGUGGUCUGCUUCUCGGUUCUCUGUCUGGAAUGAUACUAAAUUGAUGGAAGUUCUAGAGGCUAUGCAUGAAAAUCCUGAUGUUUCCAUUAAGGUUGCACUUUUGAAGUUAUAUUCAGGGAUAGGUAUAAUCAUAUGCACUGAGUUCUUCUUUAUGAAUUCUAUUAGGCUCAAAAUUGUUAAACAACUACUCUUGAUUUGUAUGCCAGCUCUAUGUGGUAAUGGGGCCAUGAAGCUUCUUCAAAAUGGGGAAGCCCUUCUGCAAAUGAUGGUACUCUGCAUGGGUAGAUCCCGCCCUCUUUCUGUUCAGAUGGAAGGAUUUAGACUUGCCCAACGCUUAGCGACAAAUAAACAGGGAUGUUUAAAAAUGCUGAGCUUAUGCUGUGAGCCUAUUGUUAAAGCUAUAAUUGAUGGAAUGACUGGAUGGACCUUGAGCUCAGGGAAGAUUGCAAAUGACCAGAUGUCUUUGUUAGUGGAAGCUUGUCGCUUGGCUCUUAUAAUUCGCUGGGAUGGGGAACAUCAUGAUUAUUUUUGGAAGAAAGGAAUUGACAAGGUCCUACUUGAUCUUCUUCUUGAAAAGUUUCAGAAUGGACAGUCUGUACACCUUUUGACACUUGAAGAACAGAUGUCUGAAGCACAGGAGGCUCUCAAUGCUGAUGUUCUUCUUGUUUUGAGGCCAUACAUGUGGGAUAUUCUUGGAUGGCUGGCAAUAUACUGUAGGGAAGAUUUCAACCCCAACAUUCAUAGUCAUGAACUUCACAUUGAUAUGCUUAUUAGAUGUGCAUGCUUAACUUUUACGGAUUCAGUUCGUAAAGGAUGGCAAAUAUGCCAAAGUGAUCUGUCCGAGACACUCAGAAGUGAAUCAGCAUCAAGGGCAGUUCUAAUGAUGAUUUAUUCUCCCUGCAAAUACAUUGCAUCAAAAGCCAGGUCUAUGCUGUCUGAAAUUCUAAAGCCAACUGGCAAGGAAUCUUUGAAACACUCAUUGCGCAUUCUCAAUUUUACAUUGACAAGGGAUAAUUUUGGAAUACCAGAUAUGCUUCAAACUGGCAUAAACUUGGUGGCUUUGACAUGCUGUGCUUGUUUGGCCUGGUACCGAAGUUACAUUGUUAAAAGUGGAGGAGUAAAGACACUACUGGCUUUUAUAAAGUGGUGCCUAAGCAAUGAUGUCCAUAUAGGAAGGCUGAGCUUUGCUCCUCAUUUGCAUAAUAUAUUCAGUCAGAGGCUUUGUUGCUGGGUGUGUGAGGAAGACUGGGAAGGCAAUGACAUACUUUUAUUGUAUGGGCUGUGGGGGCUAGCUGAGUUACUACACUAUGGAUCUAUAAGCAAAAACGUUGACAUUUUUUCUGGCCAGGUGGAAUAUACUGAAGCUCAGUUUGUUAGAAUGCUUCAGGAGAUUUGCAGUGACAACUCUGCUCUAGGGCUGAAAUGGAAUGCUGCAUACAUUCUAAGUUACUUUGGAUUUUAUGGUUUUCCUUGUAAACUUGGGAGGCGUAUAGGGAAGGCACUUGAUGAGAAUGAAUUUGCAGAUACACGAAUCAUCCUUGCAAAAGGGGAGUCUAUGAGUGUUCAUGGUGUCGUUCUUGCCAUUCGAUGUCCAUCACUGCUCCCUCCUGAAGAAUUAUCUCGUGAUGAGAAAGCAUCUGAUGGUUCUUCUGGAAGAUGUGCUGUAGAUAAGCAGUAUGGAAAGUUUAAGAAAGAUAUUCGCUUAUCUUCACACGUUGAUAACCAGGCACUGUCCAAGUUGUUGGAAUUUGUUUACUUAGGAUAUCUGCAUUCCAGUGAUGAGCAUGUGAAGAAAUUGAAGAUUCUUGCUAAACAUUGUCGUUUGCAACCUCUAUCAACAAUGCUUGGCAGAAGACGUCCAAAGUGGGGCACUCUUUUCCCCAUCUAUGAUCUUACCCCUGCUCUUGCACCAACUGGGCAUCACUUUUCGGACAUCAUCUUGAAGCCAAAAGAAACUGAAUCAAUCUGCUGGAAAUGUAGAAUGUGCUCCCUGUCAUUGCCGCACAUGCAUGCUCACAAAGUUGUAUUGUCAUCUAGUUGUGAUUAUUUGCGGGCUUUGUUUCAAUCAGGCAUGCGAGAGAGUCGCUCCCAAACCAUAGAGGUUCCUGUCAGUUGGGAGGCAAUGAUUAAGCUAGUGAACUGGUUCUACACUGAUGAGUUGCCUAAACCUCCAUCUGGUUGUUUAUGGGAUAAUAUGGAUGAUGAGGAAAAGCUACAUCAGCUGCAACAAUAUCUGGAGCUUUGCUGGCUAGCUGAAUUCUGGUUUUUGGAAGAUAUUCAGGAUAUCAGCUACAAAGUGAUUGUAUCUUGUCUGGAUUCAGCCAGACAGCUGUCUAUUAAAAUAAUCAAAAUUGCUUCAGAGUUGUCUCUUUGGAAAUUGGCUGAAGUUGCUGCAAAUUACCUUGCCCCUUUCUAUCGUCAACUAUGCCACACGGGUGAUCUUGAAGCACUGAAUGAAGAGCUAGUUGAUAUGAUUCGUGAUGCCUCUGUUCGGCUUUCUCAAGAAGGGUAGUGAGACAUUCCAAGUUGAUUUACUUUUCCCUGGAUGGUUUGAAUUUUCGAGGACAAGACAGAAGUUGAAACUUAAGAUCUCCAAAUGCAACGGAACUGAGGAAUGCAGAUGUGUUUGCCUGCUGGUGAGUUCUUGCAAGACAUAGUUUUAAUGAAAUUAGGUUUUGAUACUUGGUCUUCUGCUGAUCAUUUUACAUUAAUUCCAGAAACCAGGGUCAUAGUUUCUAGCAUUUCUGGGAAGAGCAAUAGACGAUAGUGUCUUUUGAAUUUAGGUGCUACUACUGUAUAACUGACCCGCACUACAUUGGUG